Molecule: messenger RNA, 1620 nt
Organism: Nematolebias whitei (Rio pearlfish)
Lineage: Eukaryota; Metazoa; Chordata; Actinopteri; Cyprinodontiformes; Rivulidae
Product: retinal Mueller cells isomerohydrolase
Exons: 14
Coding region: 1-1611 (536 amino acids)
Biological process (GO): zeaxanthin biosynthetic process; retinal metabolic process
Molecular function (GO): all-trans-retinyl-ester hydrolase, 11-cis retinol forming activity; retinol isomerase activity; beta-carotene 15,15'-dioxygenase activity
Source: RefSeq, a predicted model, not a curated record
AUGGUCAGCCGUAUAGAGCAUCCUGCUGCAGGAUACAGGAGGAUCUUUGAGACGGUGGAGGAGCUCAGUGAGCCCAUUCCUGCAGAAAUCACCGGUGAUCUCCCAUCGUGGCUGGGGGGGAGUCUGCUCAGGAUGGGUCCAGGUCUGUUCGAGGUGGGGGAUGAACCUUUCCACCACCUGUUUGACGGACAGGCUAUCAUGCACAAGUUUGAUCUGAAGGACGGUCAGGUGACUUACUACAGGAAGUUUAUCAGGACAGAUUGCUACGUUCGUGCCAUGACUGAAAACAGAAUUGUCAUCACAGAGUUUGGCACCGCAGCUUAUCCUGAUCCCUGCAAAAACAUCUUUUCCAGGUUCUUUACUUACUUCAAAGGCAUGGAAGUGACUGAUAACUGUAUGGUGAACAUCUAUCCCAUUGGUGAAGACUUCUACGCCGUCACAGAAAGCAACUACAUCACCAAGGUUGAUCCAGACUCUCUGGAAACGCUGGAGAAGGUAGACCUGUGUAAGUACCUCUCAGUGAAUGGAGUUACUGCCCACCCCCACACUGAAGCAGAUGGCACAGUCUACAAUAUUGGAAACUGUUUUGGCAAGAACAUGAGUCUGGCAUACAACAUCGUAAAGAUUCCUCCUGCACAGGAAGAUGGCUCAGAUCCUUUAGAGAAAUCUCAGAUCGUGGUUCAGCUGCCCAGUAGUGAGAGGUUAAAACCUUCCUACGUACACAGUUUCGGUAUGACCGAGAACUACUUUGUAUUUGUGGAGCAGCCGGUGAAGAUCAACCUUCUCAAGUUCUUGUCUGCUUGGAGCGCUAGAGGAGCCACCUACAUGGACUGCUUUGAAUCCAACGAAAGCAUGGGGACAUGGUUCCACUUGGCUACCAAGAACCCAGCAGGAUAUCUGAGGAACCACAAGUUCAGAACUUCAGCUUUCAACAUCUUUCAUCAUAUCAACACGUAUGAAGAGCAGGGUUUCAUCGUGGUGGACCUCUGCACAUGGAAAGGCCAUGACUUUGUUUAUAACUACCUGUACCUGGCCAACCUGAGGGAGGAGUGGGAGGAGCUGAAGAGAGCGGCCAUGACAGCUCCUCAGCCGGAGGUCAGACGAUACGUCCUGCCGGUGGAUAUUCACGGGGGGGAGCAGGGGAAGAAUCUGGUGUCUCUGUCCUACACGACAGCUACUGCUGUUCUUCACAGUGACGGCACCAUCUGGCUUGAACCUGAAGUUCUGUUUUCAGGACCAAGACAGGCCUUUGAGUUUCCACAGAUCAACUACUCUCAGUGUUGUGGAAAGAAAUACUCAUUCGCCUAUGGACUCGGACUGAACCACUUCAUUCCUGACAGGAUUGUUAAGUUGAACGUGCAGACCAAAGAGACCUGGGUGUGGCAGGAGGAGGACUGUUACCCAUCAGAACCACUUUUUGUCCCCACACCUGGAGCCACAGAGGAGGACGAUGGCGUGCUGCUGAGCAUCGUGGUGAAGCCCGGUGCAGUGAGACCAGGGUUCCUGCUGGUUCUGGACGCCGUGAAGCUGGAAGAACUCGCCAGGGCUGAGGUGGACACCAUCUUCCCUCUCACUUUGCACGGGACGUACAAACCACGAUCAUCCGACUAAACUGUUUCC